Fusarium odoratissimum NRRL 54006 is the source of this 3684-nucleotide messenger RNA. RefSeq lists its product as uncharacterized. The transcript has a single exon. Lineage: Eukaryota; Fungi; Ascomycota; Sordariomycetes; Hypocreales; Nectriaceae. The record is from RefSeq and is a predicted model, not a curated record. Bases 1308 to 2960 code for a protein of 550 amino acids.
CUCCACUCCUUCCUUCCUUCCUCUCCUCUAGUAUCCGUAUUAGACUUAAACUCCACCACUUACUUCCUUUUUUCCUCCUUCCUUCCUCUCCUCUCCGCCUACUAUUUUGCGCCCUUCCUUCAUUUCCAUCUCUCUCCUCUUUCCCUCCUCCCUCUUUCCCGCGUCGCUUCGGCUGCAUCGCAAUUCCUCAAAGCAAGCUUUACGCUUCCGCGUUUGCGAGACAAGUCAACUCCAUUCCCACUCAAUUUGCCGCACGCAUUCGCUCUCGCCCAUCCGUCCGUUUGCCCGCUUUGCACACCACAAAGAGAAAAGAAAACCACAACGACAAGACGGAAAUUUGUAGGAACAAGACCAAAUUCUGAGGCUCUGGAAGGCGCAUCUAUCUACUGGUGAUUGAUACCUGAAAACUCCAAUUUUAAUCUGUGUAUUAUUCUUUCGUCAAUUAUUUGCCUUAUCGCCUAUUCCGCCUUCGGUAUUCGGAUACAUCAUCGUCACCACCACAGCUUAAUCUCGACACACCGUCAUCGAAAUCAGACUGCGAACAGAAUUUCCACUCACAGAAUAAUCGAAAGCAUCAAAACAUUUUAUCAAAACUCCACAAGAGGAGGUUUCGAUAGAAGAUAAUACCUGGACCAUUCACAUCUGGUUAGGCAUCGUUUUGAGGACGUUGUCUGCUGAAACUGUCUUGGAAAGACAACAACCAGCUGGUGCUCGCGUUUCAGGUCGUGUGUUAAUCACCCGACUCACCGCUUGAGCGUGAAUAAACUUCAAACCGACCACGUUCCCAGGCGCUUUUGUUACCUGAUCACGGUCUGAGCAAGUACUCAACCCCGUUGAAGCUUGCUUCCCUCGAUCCUUUUCAACGACUCUUCGCUGAGGGAUCUACCGCUCGACAUUUCGAUAUCCUUUCAUCGAUCGCGUAUUCGCGUCGCCCUUUCCUUCAUCAAUUUUCACUUGUUUACUCUAUCGACUAUUCUGGAUUUAAUCUUUGACCCUCUCUCAACUUUGUUCUGUUCGAUCACCCGGCUUCUUGGAUUUGCCUCUUUUGGCUUCUCGCGACGCUUCCUCGGCAUACGUUUUGCAUCGACAAUUCAUCGGAAUCCACCAUUUGUCGAUUUUAUCGAUAUACCCACAUCGCUUAAUUUGGUCGCCUUGAUUUAUACAAACGCUACUUUCUAAUCCGACCGGCUACUUUCUUGAACGCAAGAACUAGUCGAACCACAUUCUCUGUCUAUUUUUCUUAUCUCUCGAAUCUUUAGAUCUACGAAUCCCGCUUUGAGCCAAGGACGCAGGCGGUCUCGCUCAAAAUGUCUUCCAACGGUUUCGCUAACGGCCUCUCCAUGCCCACUGGCGGCCUUGCUGCCCGUCGCGGUGGCCAAAACCCCAAGCCUCUCUCGGUUGAACUCAUCAACCAGACAAAGGAUCAGGACCCUGGUGCUCCCACCCCUCGCACCAGUCGUUCACACCUCCUUGCUGGCCUCAGAACGGCCCCCAAGUCCGCUACUGCUGCUUCCUUCGGCCCUCAAUCUCCCACGACCGCCGGUCCCACGCAGCAGUAUGCCCGGAACUCCAUGGCUGGAAAUGCCUAUGGCAUGGGCCAGGACAACGCCUACAACGCCCCCAAGACGGCCUAUCCCCAAUACGGUGCUCAGAACAACUACAACUCAAUGGUAGGCCAGCAGUACACUGUUGAACAGGUUCUGGCGCCCCCUGAGCUUGCCAUGGAUGAGCAGAACCAUGACGAUCCUGGCCUGUAUGCCCAGCUUCUUGCUACCAACAUGUACUUGGCUCAGCAGCAGCAGCGCCUUCAGCAGCAGCUUAGGAAUGUCCAGGCAGCUGCUCAGCAAUUUCAACAGCUGAACCUUAACAACUCUCAGUUCACACAACAGCAGAUUGCUCUGUACGAGCAGCAGCAGCAGCUCCAGAACCUGCAACUUAACGUCCAGGCUGCUUUCACCCAGCAGGCUCAACAGCAACAAGCCCAGCAGCAAGUUCAGCAGCAGCAGCAGCAGAUAUACUACAAUCCUAUGACUGGUCAGUAUUUUGUUGGAGACCCUCAGCCUUCUGUUCAGGUCACCUCGCCCUACAACGAGCAGCCCUCGACCCCCGGCUUUGGAGGCUUCCACCACCAGCAGAACACGCCUUCGGUGCAGGUUUCUCCUCCUGUUGAGUCUCAGCCUUUCUCGUUCCGCAGCAACUCGCCUCCCAAGCGCUACGAGUCCCCCACCGAGGUUGCCCCUCUUCCUCCCCCCUCUGCUAAUGCUUUCCGCCGUGGACACAAGAAGGCCUCAUCUUUGGCUCCCGUCAACAGUGCUCUAGCUGCUUCUUUGUCUUCUGACGCCCCUAAGUCUGCUGGACCUAAGACUUCCACUUUCCCAAUCACCCCCCUGACUGGUGGAUACGGACCUGGUCAGGCCCGUGCUGGAGAGCAUCCUAUCCGUCAGCCCCGUGGACCUCCUUCCCUGGACGAGCUCAAGGCCAAGCCCACUGCUAAGCACGAGGGAAGCAAGAACUUCUCUGCUCGCACUCGUCGUUCCGCUGUGCACAACCUUGUUCGUGCCGGCCUUGAACGCCGCAAGGGAACUGGUAGUUCUUGCGGAAGCAUGAGCCCCGUUUCCGAGACUGCCGAGGAGUCUUCGACACCUAUUACCGAUAACGAGUCCGAUUCCGGCCGCAGUGGAUCUGGUAGCUUAGCUGGUGAUAUGGAGUGUCCUAGCUCGCGCACUUCUGCUAGUGGUAGCUGGGGAGCUAUUGGCUCUGAUCGUCCCAGCUCGCGACAGAAGGCUCGCAAGAGUGUGGACAGUGUGGACAGUGUUGCCUCAAACACGGAGAGCGAGAACAGCUCUUUUGCUAAUGUGUUCAAGAACGGCGCUCUGCGAGCCGCCAAGGCACAAGACUCGGCUGAUGGCCAGCGCAAGGCACCUAGACUGGUGCUCACCAAGAGCACUCCCACUGCUUAAAAGGUGACGCUUCGGCCUGAACCCUUAUCCACUGUCACGAUUUACGCGCCCGGACUUUUUCUUUCUGUUCACACGACUGCUUGGACUGGCGGACUGCAUUUUGAUGGUUGUCGUUUAGUCUUUUCUGAUCACGCUGGGAGUCCUGUUACCAUCUGUAUGGUGGAUGAAACACGUUUUCCUUAUCUAUUUCCGCGAAUUUUACCAUUACAGAAGUUUUAUAAUUCACUUCACAGUCUCUCCUUCAGACUUUUCUUCUUCUUCGUCACGACAUUGGGGGGAUCGCCCGGGGAUAAUCUUGUCUCAGCCUAGAUGGACGAAUGGGUUAUUUGGGGGGUUUGAUGAGGAAUCUUUAUACCAAUGAGGAUGAGAAACCAUCACCGGGGAACAAAGUCUGGACUGGCGGCCUCUGUGAGGCAAUCAGCCAGCCCCUGAUGUGAUUUACGGCCGGCGUUCCUACGGGGACAAUGUUUCGGCAAAUUUGACAUUUGCUUUCUUGCAUUCGUUAAGGUACCACAUGUUGUCUUUCUCUGCUGGUCAUGGUCCAGGUCCCAGAAGACUUGGUUCUUCUCAUGUCAAGGCGUACAUAGGCAAUCAGGAGACCUGGUAUGCUAUCAUGGACCGAUAUGUGAACUGGCAUGGGGAAAGGCAUAUUCAUAGAUUAGUUUUACAAUGGCACAAUCACAAUUUGAAGGCCACUUGAUAUUUGUUUGUUCAUACAAUGACG